AUGUGUGAGCCCAUCGACAAUCCAAAGCUCAUGUACAACCAAUGGACAGAUGCAAUGAACCGCAAAUUCUUUGGCUCAGCUUAUCUAUAUAAUCGAGAAGACUUUGAUCGUCUGCGGGGUAAAUACGACGCGCUUCUCGACAUUCCUGCAUGUCUAUUCUGGGACGACUUCCACCGACUUUAUCCAGAUGUCAAAAUUAUCCUCACCUCCCGCUCUGCCGACUCAUGGUUCAAGUCCGUCAACAGUACUAUAAUUCCAUGGCUUCGAAAGCCAAUGCUAAACAUCAUGCAAUAUGUCGAGCCUAAUUGGUUGGGGCCUGAGUUCCGUAUGGUCAAGACAGCUUACAGGGCUAUCUGCAACAAUGACUAUUCGAAUGAUUUUGCCAAGAGACGCUUUAUGGACCACAAUGACCGUGUGCGAAAGGGCGUCAGCCCAGAGAGAUUUCUCGAGCUACAGCUGGGGGAUGGGUGGGGGCCACUGUGUGAAUUUCUCGGCGUCCCUGUUCCGAAGAUUCCCUAUCCACGAGUUAACAACGCACAUGAAUUCAACCAAGGAGCGGAUCAGGCUGACAGGGCUGUACUGAAAGGGUUUCUCGCGACGUGGGUGGCGUGUAUCACCCUUGUUCCGGCAGUUCUGCUGGGACUCCUUUGCUGGAAGACUGGAUACCUCCUCACGUUUUGA
Penicillium olsonii is the source of this 681-nucleotide messenger RNA. NCBI's taxonomy places the organism in Eukaryota, Fungi, Ascomycota, Eurotiomycetes, Eurotiales, Aspergillaceae. The record is from the annotation of a GenBank genome assembly.